Messenger RNA from Saprolegnia parasitica CBS 223.65, 4295 nucleotides. RefSeq lists its product as hypothetical. Gene Ontology annotation, biological process: intraciliary retrograde transport. NCBI's taxonomy places the organism in Eukaryota, Oomycota, Saprolegniomycetes, Saprolegniales, Saprolegniaceae. The transcript has 8 exons. The coding region runs from base 1 to 4263 and encodes 1420 amino acids. The record is from RefSeq and is a predicted model, not a curated record. Gene Ontology annotation, cellular component: intraciliary transport particle A; axoneme; ciliary basal body. Gene Ontology annotation, molecular function: protein binding.
AUGGCGCUGUUCUACGAUUACUUGGUGGAGCUGCCUCCCAACACGCGACAGCUCUGCUCGGCGUGGAGCGAGAGCGAGUCCAUCUUGGCCGUCGCGCUCGACAACCGCGAGGUUCACUUUUUCAGCGAUGAGGGCAAAAAGCUCCCAGCAACCGUCCAUUUGCGCAAGGCCGACAUCAUGUCCAUCGCGUGGCAGCCGCGGGGCACGGCCCUCGCCGUCGCGUGGGGCGAUGGCAUGGUGUCGCUCUGGGUCCCAAAGGAGAACGCAGCGCGUGAAGUCAACUCACCGCACACGACCCGCCUCACGCUGCUCAAAUGGGCGCCGUUCGGCAAUCGCCUCGUCACGGGCGAUGAGAAUGGUAUCCUCGCCGUCUGGAAGGUCGACGCGCGCAGCCAAAUGACGCUCGCGACGCAGUACACGCGCCAAGGCAGCUUGACGCAGUGUGUCUUUUGUGUUUCGCCGCAGAAGCGCGAGAAGGAGGCCAAAGGCGACGUGUCCUUCUCGGCGACGGCCGCGUGCCCGUCUUUCUUUUUUGGCGGCGACAUUGGCUCGGUGCACUACGCCGACGAUUUAGGUCACAUCUCGGACGUCCAAAUGCUUAGCCACGCGAUCGACUGCAUGAUGUUUUACGAAGAAAAGCACCGACUUGUGGUGAUUACCCGCACGUCGCAGCUCGUGCAGCUCCAGAUCGCCUCGGACGGCACGGUCAAGCCCGUCAUGAAGGGCAAGCUGAGUGUCUCGGCCGAUACGGGGCUCAAGGAGGCCAUUUGGGCCGGCCCCGGUCUCUUGGCGACGGCGUCCAACGAGCAAGUCAUUCGCUUUUGCGAUCUCCAGAAAGAAGAAAACUUUGUUCUGAGUCUCGCGAGCGCGGGCUUGCCACCGACGGACCGUGUGAGCGCGCUGGACUUUAACCCACGCAAGCGCAUUCUCGCGGCCGGUACGAAUGAAGGCAAAGUGGUCUUCUGGCGCUGCAACGGCCCCAAAGCCACGCAGUGGGCGCUGCUCGCGCACGCCGACAUGCGUCAGCCGGUGGUCAAGCUCGGAUGGAGUCCGCUCUCAUCGUACGUUUACGGCCACGCCCCGCUUGCCGGCGUCAGCAUCUUUCACGAAGCCAUCAUGAACCGGUGCGUGAGCGGCGACACGGCCGUGAUCCAGACCCGACCAAAGGGGCUCUCGAUCGAAAAGUUCUCGAAUGGCACGGUGCUCCAAGCGUCGCUGGAAGCGUCGAUUCACAUCAAGGGUCUGGCCCACGACGGCAACACGAUCAUGGUCUGGAACGGCUCGGACGCCGAGGUUUUUGAGCUCCAGAAUGGCCUCGAAGGCAAGUCUGCGGGGAAGUUCAAGUGCAAUGCGAGUGCCAUGCAGCUGCGCGGCGACACCGUCUACUUGACGAACGGCAACCACGUGCACGUAACCAACGCCAAGGGCGUGAUCAAGAAAGAGCUCAACUUUACUGGGGCCGAGGGCAAGCCGACUCUGCUCCAUGUCAACAACAAGUUUCUUGCCGUCGGCACCGACACGGGUCUCAUCCGCGUCUUUGACCUCUCGCGGAAAAACCUCGAUGCGUUCGGCAGCAUGGGCAACAUGAUGAAGGGCCUCCCGGGCAUGAGUGAAAAUUCCAUGCUGCACUCGCUGAGCGUCAACUGCGACGGUACGCGCGUCAUCUUCUUGGUCGACGGUGUCGAAGGCACCUUACGUGUCCGCAUUCCGCACACCAAAGUGUACCUCUUCAAUACGGACCUGAACGUCUUUCAGUCGUUCGACUGCGGGCCGGUGCGCUAUCCCGUGGCCCACUUUUGGGACCCGCAGGAACCGCGGCUCUUGGCGUGCGAGACCUUUCACGCCAAGCUCGACGAGCAGAGUGCCAAGCCCAUAAGCUCGAGGGACGACGUGGCGCCAGCCAAGAACGAUGGCGACGGCGGCGCGGACGCAACACGCCUACCGUCCUCGGCGGAAAAAGAGAUUUUGAUCCUCUUUGCGUCCAACGAGCGCGGGCUCUUGAUGCAAGACAACUUUGAUUUGGACGCCAAGUACUCGGCGCUGCUCGGCAUGCACGUGCCACGUCUCUACUUGAGCUCCAACCAAGAUAGCCGCGAUGCGAAAGACGCGGAUGGACCGGUCGCGCUGCUUCGGUCCAGGAUCAUGCGCGAUUUCGUGGGCCUCGACCGUGUCGACGAGCCGACGCGCCAAGCGCUCAUCGACUUUUCGUACUUCAUGACGGUCGGCAACAUGGACGAAGCGUACCGGUCGGUCAAGCUCAUCCAGAACGCGUCCGUGUGGGAGAACAUGGCGCACAUGUGCGUGAAGACCAAGCGCCUCGAUGUCGCGCAAGUGUGCCUCGGCCACAUGGGCCAUGCGCGAGGUGCAGCGGCGGUCGAUGCGGCGGCCCGCCCAAUGGCGCCGGUGGAAGUGCCCAUUGCCAUGGUGGCCAUCCAACUCGGGCUCCUCGACGACGCGGCGCGGCUAUACAAGGAGUCGAACCGGUUCGAUUUGCUCAACAAGCUGUACCAAGCCGCGGGGUUUUGGUCGAAAGCGAUUGAAGUCGCGAAUAAGCGCGACCGGAUCCACCUCAAGAGCACGCACUUCGCGUACGCCAAGCACCUCGAGGACGAAGGCAACCUCAAGGACGCGAUGCGGCACUUUGAGCUCGCAGGCACCGCCGCCAAAGACAUUCCGCGCAUGCUCUUUGGCCUCGGGAAGCUCGAGAUGCUCGACACGUAUGCGAGCAAGACGGACGACCCGGCGCUUCUCCUCUGGUGGGCGCAGUACCAAGAGUCGAACCACGAGUUCGAUGCCGCCGCCGUCUGCUAUCGCCGCGCGAAAGACUAUCUCUCGCUCGUGCGCGUGCUCUGCUUCAAAAAAGACUUUGACGCGGCCGGCCAAAUCGUCGCCAACACCAACAACCGCGCGGCCGCGUACCACCUCGCGCGCCAAUUCGAGGCCCACGACGAAGUCGGCAAAGCGAUCCAGUUCUACGCGCUCAGUGGCAGCUACGGCCACGCGAUUCGGCUCAGCCGCGAGCACAACCUCGACGGCGACCUCAUGCAGUACGCACUCCUGAGCAAGCCGGGUCCGAUGCUCGAGUGUGCGCAGUACUUUGAAGCCAAAGGGGAGCACGAAAAGGCUGUCGCGCUGUACCACAAGGGCGGGUAUGUGGCCAAGGCGCUCGAGCUCUGCUUCCAAGCGUCGCUCUUCGACGAGCUGCACACGAUCGCAGAUGAGCUCGGCGCCACGACGGGCACGUCGCCUGCGAUCUUAAGCAAGUGCGCCGACUUUUUCGCGCAAAAUGGACAGCACGCCAAGGCGGUGCCGCUGCUCAUCUUGGCGCAGCGCGUGCCGGACGCACUCGACAUGUGCGUCGCGCACAAGGUCAAGAUCACAGAGGAGAUGGCCGAGAAGCUCACGCCGCCCAAGCCCGACGACGAUCCGGCCGGCACGAAGCGCCGAAACGAGCUCUUGAUGAAGAUCGCCAAGUGCUGCAAGCACCAAGGCUCGUACCAUUUAGCGACAAAGAAGUACACCCAAGCCGGCGCGAAAUUGAAGGCGAUGAAGUGUCUUCUCAAGUCGGGCGACACGGAGAAGGUCGUCUUCUUCGCCAACGUCUCGCGCAACAACGACAUUUAUGUGCUUGCGGCCAACUACCUCCAGACGCUCAAUUGGGCCAAGGACUCGGAUUUGGCCAAGAACAUUGUGGGCUUUUACACCAAAGCUAAGGCGUUCGAGGCGCUCGCGGGCUUUUACGAAGCCAACGCCAACGUCGAGAUUGACGACGCCAAGGACUAUACAAAAGCGCAGUCGUACCUUGCGGAAGCCGCCAAAGCGCUGGCCAAAGCCACAAGCGCCGGAAAGGAAAAGCGACUUGCACAGCUGGAGCGCCGCGGGCAGCUCAUGGCGGCGUUCGCCGAUGCGCAGAGCGCGGCCAAGGCGGACCCGGCCGAAAUGGUGCGCCUCGUCCACGUGCUGCUGGAAGAGCCGGACGUCGACUCGGCCGUCCGGCUCGGCGACGCGUUUGGGCUGCUGGUGCAGCACGCGUACGCGAGCGGCGACAAGGACCAGGUCGCAGAGCUACUGGAUGCGAUGCGCAGCCGCAACAUCCCGCUCAAGGGAUACGUAUCGAGUAAGAUCCUCAACGACGUGCCGCUCCAGACCAAGAGCCGUUUGGAAGCCAAGGGCGGCGACGACGGUGGCAAGAACGCCGACGAGGACGAAGAGCUCGACGAAGACAUUGCGGACGAAGCCGACGUGAGUCCCCGCCGAAAGUAACUCACUGUGAAUAUACAACUGCACAACGUCUU